CUGACAGAGCGAGGCGCGCUUUCUUCUUCCUCUAUUUACUCUCUUCCUCUCUAAGUAAACCAACUUUCUCUCUUCGAUCGUGUCCACACACACACACACACACACACUGCGCGAUUCCUUGUGGACGGCAGCACCGGAUCAUGGAGAACGCGAGUCACUUCGACAUAGAGUUGGAUGGACUGUUUUUGGAAAACAGCAGUUAUGAUUAUGGUGACUACACUAAUUAUGAAGAAGACUUGCACAUAUUGUCAGUUUUCAUCCCGGUCCUCUACUCCCUGGCCUUGAUCGUGGGCCUGCUGGGGAAUGGACUGCUGUUGGUGGUUCUGUACAAGCUCCUCUGCCCCUGGAGUGUGACCCACACCUUCAUCCUGCACCUGUUGGUGGCCAACACCUUGCUCCUGCUCACUCUGCCCUUCUGGGCGGCAGAGGCUGCCCAGGGCUGGAGCUUCGGAUCCCCGCUCUGCAUGCUGAUGGGAGCCAUUUUCAAGAUCGUCUUCUGCUGUGGGAACUUUCUGUUGGCCUGCAUGAGUGUGGACCAAUACCUCUCCAUUGUCCACAAUGUCCAGAUGUACUCAAAGUUGAAUCCCUGGAAGGUGCAGGUCAACUUUCUGCUCGUAUGGUUGGUCUGCCUCCUACUCUGCAUCCCUGACUGGAUCCCCACGAAAUACCAGGAAACUGGGUUAAAAGGCAUAGUGAAGUUCUGCCACAACCCUGUGCAGUUAUCAGCCAGUGCUUAUGCCUCACGCUGGCUCUACCACGUUGUGGGAUUCAUCAUCCCCUCCAUUGUCAUUGUGUUCUGCUUCUCCUGCGCCCUACUGCGGCUGCCCGGCAGCUCACCGAGAAUUCGGAAGCAAGGGUCCAUGCGGGCGAUCCUGGUGCUGGUGUUGGCCUUCUUCAUCUGCUGGACGCCAUACAACAUCAUCUUGAUCGUGGACACUGCGUCCGUCCGAAAAGGCUCGUCUCUCGAUACGCCUCUGAUAGUAACCGCUGCUUUGGGUUGCCUGCACAGUUCAGUGAACCCUGUGUUAUGCAUCUGCUUUUUUCAAGACUUCCGGUGCCAUGUGCUUCACAUGCUGAGGCUGCGCGGUGAGGAGCCACCUAACGGAAACCUACCGCCAUGCAAUGACCGUGAGAAUUUGUCUGAGGAAAACGGUCGAAUGUGUCCACAGGAAAGUACCGAACAAACUCAAUGUUAACGAUGGUGAGAGGAAGGCAAAGUAAUAACAGGUCAUUUAUCGCGGGGGUGUCCGGCAGUGCUCUACGAGGUCAGCGGGGAUUGGAGCUUUUCAGUGCCUUCAGAUAUUUGGUUGGACUUGUUCCGUGGAUAGAAGUUAAUAUUUUGUGCCUACCAGCAAAUUAUUCACACCUUAAAAUCCAGAUCAUGACUCAGUGGUGCAGCAGACAGGGUGGCGAUUAAGGACAGCGACAUUUAACCCGAAAGUAACGGGUUGGCAGCAGUUGUCCUACCACUGAGAAAGGCACCCCAAGUUGUUCCAGUAAAUACCUGGAAGUACAUAUGGUUCAAUAGUCUGAGUGGCUUUUGAUGGAAGUGUUACCAAGUAACUAAUUAUUAAGUGCUGGAGCUCAGCAGUUUUAGAAACCAGUAAUUUAAUUGUUUUUUUUCCCACUUAGGUAGGUUUACUCAUUAGUAAAUGAGUAUUUUAAUUCGCUCAUAGCUCAUAGGAAAAUUAUGUUGCUUAGACCUGUAAGAAACCUGCAACAUCCUUGCAUCCAGGCUUGUAUUUGUGUCCCUUCUUGCCCUCUCUAUCAGCGCGUGUGUGUUUGUGUGUGUGUGUUUGUGUGCCUGCAAAAAUGGCUCCAUCUAUGUCCGCAUUUGCAUCUGGAUUCAAGCCGGCAUCAUUGUCUUUUUUUGGGUGUUUAGUAAAGAGCAACUGAAAAAGGCUGGCAAACAUUUACUGUGUAAAAGCUUGGUCAUUCUUUAUGUAACUGUGUCAUACCACAUGUUUAUAAUUUUUUUUUUAAUCUCAGACAUGCAUGUUGUUGAACAUAUAACUGUUAGACAAUUAAGUGGUGUUAUAACUUUUUUUCAUGCUAUCUUAAAUGCCACGGUUUGUCAGUAUUAUGUUGAACUAUGCAAAUCACCUCGGACUGAUGCAAGGGUUCGAAACCUGUGGCUUUCCCUCCUAAGGGAAGAUGCAAAGGGGAUACAGGGGAGGUGAGAGGUGCC
Molecule: messenger RNA, 2188 nt
Organism: Scleropages formosus (Asian bonytongue)
Lineage: Eukaryota; Metazoa; Chordata; Actinopteri; Osteoglossiformes; Osteoglossidae
Product: C-X-C chemokine receptor type 3-like
Exons: 3
Coding region: 141-1196 (351 amino acids)
Biological process (GO): immune response; G protein-coupled receptor signaling pathway; calcium-mediated signaling
Cellular component (GO): membrane; external side of plasma membrane
Molecular function (GO): C-C chemokine binding; C-C chemokine receptor activity
Source: RefSeq, a predicted model, not a curated record